AUUGGGGAAGGCUGGGCUGCCUCAGGCUAAGUGGGGGGCAAAAGGAAAACAAUAGCAUUCCUCUGGGUUGUGUUCGCAUUCACAAUAACUUGUUCAGGGCAAAUAAGUAAGGGACUCGAAUCGUUCACCUCACCGGAGUGAACCACCAGGAACAGGAGGCCAAAUGUCCAGCAGCGGUGGCCAAGCACCGUACAAACCAUACCGGCACCUGAAGACCCUUCAAGCCCACGAACGCGCGGUUUCGUGCGUGAAGUUCUCCAACGACGGUACCCUCCUCGCGUCCGCUUCCCUGGACAAGACCGUCAUCAUCUGGUCCUCUCCCACCUUCGCCCUCGUCCAGCGCCUCUCCGGUCACUCCGAGGGCGUGUCCGACCUCGCCUGGUCCUCCGACUCUCACUACAUCUGCUCCGCCUCUGAUGACCGUACCCUCCGCAUCUGGGACGCACGCUCCACCACCGGUGAGUGUGUGAAGACCCUCCGCGGCCACUCCAACUUCGUGUUUUGCGUCAAUUUCAAUCCCCAGUCCAAUCUCAUAGUCUCCGGUUCCUUUGACGAAACGGUUCGUGUCUGGGAGGUCAAGACCGGCAAGUGCCUUCACAUCAUCAGGGCCCACGCCCUCCCCGUGACUUCCGUACACUUCAACCGCGAUGGGUCCCUCAUCGUUUCCGCAAGCCACGAUGGUUCUUGCAAGAUAUGGGAGGCGGCCUCCGGGAAGUGCUUGAAGACUCUCAUUGACGAUAAGGUCCCUGCUGUGUCCUUCGCAAAGUUCUCCCCUAACGGCAAAUUCAUACUCGUAGCCACUCACAAUGACACCCUUAAGCUGUGGAACUACUCCACUGGGAAGUUCUUGAAAAUCUACACGGGUCAUGUGAACAGAGUAUACUGCAUAACAUCCACAUUUUCUGUGACGAAUGGCAAAUACAUUGUAAGUGGAUCUGAGGAUCGCUGUGUUUACCUAUGGGAUCUCCAGCAGAAAACUAUGGUUCAGAAACUUGAAGGCCACUCUGACACUGUUAUCUCCGUUGCCUGCCAUCCAGUCGAGAAUAAAAUUGCUUCUGCUGGCCUUGAUGGUGAUAGAACUGUGAGGAUUUGGGUUCAAGAUGCAUAAAUCUUUUGAAAAAAAGAAUGAAAGAAAGAAAGAAAUUGUAUGUAAAAUUGCUUGCCCUUUAGUGUGAACAUAGUAACCAGAUGUUUUGGUUUUCUAUAAAUUUUGUCUUGUUUUGUAUUAUCGUGUAAAUUAUAAAGGUUUUAGGUUGCUCUA
This is a messenger RNA of Ziziphus jujuba (common jujube), 1261 nucleotides long. RefSeq names its product COMPASS-like H3K4 histone methylase component WDR5B. Gene Ontology annotation, molecular function: histone binding. The transcript is spliced from 2 exons. The coding region runs from base 164 to 1108 and encodes 314 amino acids. Gene Ontology annotation, cellular component: Set1C/COMPASS complex. NCBI's taxonomy places the organism in Eukaryota, Viridiplantae, Streptophyta, Magnoliopsida, Rosales, Rhamnaceae. The record is from RefSeq and is a predicted model, not a curated record.